CCACAACUAGGGUAUUCGACGAAACCAUACAGCUUAGUGCCGAUACUCAUCGUUAUUCCGAACAGAAUACGAGAUCAGAUCCGAUGUCAGGGUCACUCAUGACAGAGCGCUCGGUGUACAGCUACGACUCGUUUGACUCCAAUGCCAACCUCAGCACCGUCAACGGUUCCACGAGCACCCUUGUGAACGCAGGCGCCGGCGACAUGAACAAGAUGUUCGACUUCUCAGAGCUCGAGGGCAAGGACGUCGCGACUCAGCUGUCUAUUCUGAAUACCAUGAUGGGGACAGCAAAACGGACAAAAGAGGGUGCUGAAGCCGUGCUCAACGACCGCUCGAACGACAAGUUGACGGAAGGGUUCAGGUCGAGCGUUGAAGCGGAACUGAGAACGGCACAGAGCAGGAUGCAGAUGAUCUCACAGAAGGUCGAGCAGCUACGGAGGACUGCCGACGAUAGAGACGACUUCCAGACUGCCAUUCAACAAGCGUCCGUCUACGUCAAAACCCUGUCAUCCGCCGGACGAUCCGUCAUCUCUCCAACCACAUCACCCACUUCGUCCUCCCAUGCCACUGCUGCUAACACUAGUGAUGACGCGGACAAGAUCAGGAUAGGCGCCAUGAAGAAUUUGAUCACUAUCCUACAACGGAAUCUUCGUGUGCGGUACGAGUUAAAUGUCGCCCAGGUCGUACAAGCUGUUCUACCAGCAUUUUCGGAUCGGUGCUCUGAACUUUGUCGCGCGAUGGCGUACCGGCUUUUGAGGCAUACGAUCGUGGACAUGGAUUCCGUGAAACGACUCCGAGAACAGCCACUCGACUGGUAUAUCGUUAAAUCGUUAACCCUGGACAACAAGCACACGGUCGAAAAGGAACAGGUCAUAAAAUUCAUUCGUGCCGUUGUCGAGAUCGGAUCCCAACGAAGUGGGCCACACACCGCCCCGUGUUCAGGGAACGUACCCCUCUCAGAACCUGUUAUGCGUGCUUUCAACGCUGUCGCGGAACAGCCUGACGAUCCUUUCAAGUCAAUAUGCGUGCAGACUCUUGCGGAAAUCCUUUUGAUUGAUAUCGAGCUGGUGGCGAAGACGGGUGGUAUACGAGUGCUAUUGAACGUGCUCGCUGAGGGACCGCUUGAACUUGCACCACUUCUAACCCCUGUAUUCCUGUACAUCGCGGAUUCACCACGCACGAGGGCAUAUCUACAUGCUGGGAUCGAUCUUGAGAUUGCAUUCUCUGGUAUCACGGACGCGUACGGGAAGGAUUCGGACCAUCUAGAGAGGAUGAAGAGUGUCUCUCGGAUGGUAACCAGCAUGUUGCGGAAUUGGAGCGGACUGAUGUACUUCUGCAUGGACAACAUGCGGGCUAUACGAGCUCUGAUCGACACCCUUCGAAUACCUUCACUGGAGUCCCGAGAAGUUGUCCUGGAUAUGUUCUUCGAUCUCUUAAAUAUCAAGACGCCGGAAUGGUAUCAAACAUUCAUCAACGGGAAGCGGUUAACAAUGUACCGCAAAUCGCGAAACAGCCACGAACAUGUGAAAGCUCCUGACCCUGCACAACAAACCUCAGAGCCACUGAAGCUCACAGACCAAUAUAUCGCGCUGUUGAUAUUAGUGUUCACGCAGGCUGGUUUGUUGGACGCCUUGACGUCGAUGUUUCAAGAAACGACAACGGGUUCCAACUUGUCGAGGAAAGCAACGUUACUCAUGGCUGAAGUCCUCCAACUCGCGAAUAAAGUCUUGCCUCUAUCAAUAGCCGCAAAAGUCCAGCUCAUUCCAGAAGUCUUCAAUCUCGCCUCCGACUACGAUCACGGUGAACACCGUAUAGUGGGGACCUCAGCCUUGUCGUCCAUUGACAGUUUCAACAGGAAUCGUGCGAGGUUGCAACCUAAUGCGGGGUCGGUGGUAGGGCGACCGAGGGCGAAUUCCGUGGAGGACGUGUUGAGGCGGAAUCGACAGGUGGAGCAGGUUAGGAUUAGAGUGGGGCUACAGAUGGAUGACAAGACGUUUUCUGCGUCGUUGGUUGAAAGUCAAGUCAUGCUCACGAAAGAUCACAACAAAUGGAAUUUCGAGAUGCUGCAAGAACUCAUCGAGGGCCCUCUUCUCAAUCCGAAGAGGAUGGAGGAAGCGGUGAAGGUGUCGCGGUUCAUAAGACGGCUGAUGUCGUUUUAUCAUCCGUUCAACCAUCGGUUCUCUGAUAUGGAGAGGAAUAAGGCAAAUCAACGAUGGGUACGGCUGGGCUGUGCGCUGUUGACUACGCUCAUGGCGAGUGCGGAUGGACUCCGUUAUCUGUCCUCGGAAGACGAUUUCCUGAAACAAAUCGUGAGAGGGUUCGCGCAGCUUGAUCCUUUCAAUGGCACACCAGAGUCAGACCCUAUCUUCUCGAAGAAACGGGUAGCGGAUACCUUGACAUACGGGUAUCUUGAGAUGCUUGGGACGCUCAGCAAACAUAAGGAGGGGAUCGAGCUAAUGGAAAAGUUCAAGGUCUUCACUGCGUUCUAUCACUUGAGCGAACUACGAAGUCGAGAGGACCUUAUCAAGGGAAUUAUCGAAAAUAUCGACUAUAGCAUUGAUGGGCAUCCUCGAAUCGUCCUGUCCAAGGCUCUGACAUCCAGCUACAAGCACAUCCGACUAUACGCCACCAACCACCUCGGCGUUAUGAUUCGCAACAGCCCGACCGCUAACGCCUGGACACUCCGACUUUUACUGACUCAAUUAUACGACCCCGCUAUGGAGGUCUGCGAGACGGCGGCUCAUUUCUUGGAAGAGGCGUGCGAGUCCAUGGACAUCCUGCAGCUGGUCGUCGUAAUGCAGCCCACGCUGGACCACCUGGGUGAGAUUGGACACGGGCUUCUUCUAAAGUUCAUGUCGACGCCUAUGGGUUUCCGGUAUCUUUUCGAUGCUGGGUAUAUCGACAGAGAGAUGGAUAUGUGGUUUCAUGAACGCAACAUCCACUACGUCGUCCAAAUCGAGGUCUUCCUCGCUAGGUCAUUCAAUUUCAUACCCACGGACGACGAAGACCUGUUUGCCUUUGAUGGCGUCGUUCCACCUCAUUUCUAUGGCGAGAUGGCCAAGACCGAGCUUGGCUGCCAAGUCUUGCAGGAGAAGGGUCACUUUGCGGACUUCGCGCAUUUCAUAAGGCAACACGGUCUAGAGAAUGAGGACCCGGAGGUGAUACUGAAGUUGAAGAGUAUCAUGUGGACGGUGGGCAAUAUUGGGUCGACUGAGCGAGGAUUGCCAUUCUUGGAGGAAGAGGAGAUCAUCCCUACGAUCUUGGACAUCGCGGAGCAAUCGCUCGUGAUGUCCGUCCGAGGAACAUGCUUCUUCGUUCUUGGUUUGAUAUCGUCAACGCCACAGGGUGCAGAGAUCCUGGAUGAUUAUCGUUGGGAGGCAACGCUUUCAUGUCUUGGCCUUCCUACUGGUCUUUGUAUACCAGUGAACAUCGAUAAAUUUAUCUCAAUACCGCCCUGGGGACCUGCAUCGUCAGGUGAUGAAUACCAUCCACUUACGCCACCGACAUCAGAGGCCGAGCAAGAGGUCCUGACUGCCAUUUCGAACUUGUCGAAUACCGUUAUAGCAAAUACCGCUUCACGGACGCUGGCUAAGCUGAAAACACGACCUGAAUACCGCCCGCUGUUCACUUCCGUUUCCAUGUUCUAUCGUGCCCUCGACAUGAUCUCCACCUCCCGUUAUCGUCUCCCCGUUCGCCGCUUCAUCAUCGACCUCUUUGACGUCCCACUAGAUCCACAAGUCGUACAGCAGCUAGUGGAAUACUCCAGGACACUUAAGGCCGUUCCUUCGAAGAGUCCAAAGCGAGCACCGAACAGUCGGGUGGUCAGCGUCCUGUUCCCGCCACCUAGACACAAUGAGUCUGAGAGUGACGAAGAGGAUGAGAUGCCCAAGGCUCAGGUACAGAGACCGAAAGGGAAGGAUGACGCCCCGGUGAUCAGCUUGAGGCCUGCGAUCCAAAUAGUGGGAUUCGGCGAUGAUUCAGAUUGAGAGUUGCAAGGUAGGUGCUGGUGGGUGUUGGAGCUUGGACGUGAUCACAAUGAUAUUUGGAGGAGACACUGCACGACUUUUGCUUCUGGAUUCAGAACGGACGGGGCCUUACGGUCUGUAUGCUUAGUAUUUGUUUUUUCUGCUCGCUUUCACUGUAUAUCUAUGCAAAUAUCGGACAUUGAAGAUACC
Stereum hirsutum FP-91666 SS1 is the source of this 4175-nucleotide messenger RNA. RefSeq lists its product as uncharacterized. The transcript has 28 exons. The coding region runs from base 99 to 3986 and encodes 1295 amino acids. Gene Ontology annotation, cellular component: TORC2 complex. Gene Ontology annotation, biological process: TORC2 signaling. The record is from RefSeq and is a predicted model, not a curated record. Lineage: Eukaryota; Fungi; Basidiomycota; Agaricomycetes; Russulales; Stereaceae.